AGUGCGGCCGCGGAGGCGCGAUCCCGGGAGAUUGAGCGGGCAGCGGGUGGGGCGGCUCGGAGCCGGCGGGGGCCGGGGUCCAGCCUAGCGCCGGGAGCGGGGAGCGCAGCGGGGCUCGGCGGCGGCGGAGAUCCACCCGCCCCGGCAGAUCUCCUCCUCGCACCUACCCGGGACCCCGGAGCGGAGCUCAAAGGCGCGGAGACGGACGGAAACCACAAAUAAAUAGCUGCGGCAGCAGCGCGUCAUCUGGCGGAGCAGGAAGUGCAGGCAGAGUCCGGAGGCUGGUGCUCUCGGCGUCCCCAGGACUUUGCCAUGGGCUGGGGGCCGCGCCGGCUGCGAGUGCCCGGCCGAGCGCAGCUGCGACUCCAUCCGCAGCGGGACUGAGAGAGCGACGACGCGCGGGGCGCCGGGAUGGCAGCGUCCAGCAACUCCAGCCUGUCCGGUUCCUCGGUGUCCUCCGAUGCUGAGGAAUACCAGCCUCCAAUAUGGAAAUCAUACUUGUAUCAAUUGCAACAAGAGGCACCUCGUCCUAAGAGGAUCAUUUGCCCACGGGAGGUGGAAAACAGACCAAAAUAUUAUGGAAGAGAGUUUCACGGGAUCAUCUCCAGGGAGCAGGCAGAUGAACUCCUCGGAGGCGUGGAAGGUGCAUACAUCCUUCGAGAAAGCCAGCGGCAACCAGGGUGCUACACACUAGCUCUAAGGUUUGGAAACCAGACUUUAAACUACCGACUCUUCCAUGAUGGGAAACACUUUGUGGGCGAGAAGAGGUUCGAAUCCAUUCAUGACCUGGUAACAGAUGGCUUGAUAACACUGUACAUAGAAACAAAGGCUGCUGAAUACAUUGCAAAAAUGACCACGAACCCCAUCUAUGAACACAUUGGAUAUGCCACUCUCCUCAGAGAAAAAGUGUCCAGAAGGCUGAGCAGGUCUAAAAAUGAAUCAAGAAAAGCAAAUGUCACCAGUGAGGAACACACACCGGUGGAAAAGAUCUCCUCGCUGGUUCGAAGGGCCGCCCUCACACACAAUGACAACCACUUCAACUAUGAGAAGACGCACAACUUCAAGGUGCACACGUUCCGAGGCCCACACUGGUGUGAAUACUGUGCCAACUUCAUGUGGGGACUCAUUGCCCAAGGAGUCCGGUGUUCAGACUGUGGGUUGAACGUACAUAAACAGUGUUCCAAGCAUGUCCCCAAUGACUGCCAGCCUGAUCUCAAGAGAAUCAAGAAAGUGUACUGUUGUGACCUCACCACUCUCGUAAAAGCUCACAAUACACAGAGACCCAUGGUGGUGGACAUAUGUAUUCGGGAAAUUGAAGCAAGAGGAUUAAAGUCAGAAGGGCUUUACAGAGUCUCUGGAUUCACAGAACACAUUGAAGAUGUCAAGAUGGCAUUUGACAGAGAUGGUGAAAAGGCAGAUAUCUCUGCCAAUAUCUAUCCAGAUAUAAACAUCAUCACUGGAGCCCUCAAACUGUACUUCAGAGAUCUACCCAUCCCCGUCAUCACAUAUGACACUUAUUCCAAAUUUAUAGAGGCGGCAAAAAUCUCCAAUGCAGACGAGAGGCUGGAAGCUGUCCAUGAGGUGCUCAUGCUGCUGCCUCCUGCCCACUAUGAGACCCUACGAUACCUGAUGAUCCAUCUCAAAAAGGUCACUAUGAAUGAAAAAGAUAAUUUCAUGAAUGCAGAAAAUCUGGGAAUUGUGUUCGGGCCAACCCUGAUGAGACCCCCUGAGGACAGCACCCUCACCACCCUUCAUGACAUGCGGUACCAAAAGCUGAUCGUGCAGAUUUUAAUAGAAAAUGAAGAUGUUUUGUUCUAAUCCAUCAGGGAUGCGAGCUGGUAGAGCUAAUAGAAUAAAAACAUUUCUUGCAUUUGAUUUGUUUUCAAACAAGUGACAGAGUUUCCUGAAUCGUGGUGAUUGUAGAGUUGGGGACUGUGUCUCCCUCCUCCACAUGAAAGCAAGGGUGGGGGUGGAUAACCCCUCUCACUUUGGGUCUUUUGCCGUGCCUCGUAUGUGUGUCUGUUUUGCUGGGAGAGUGAUUAAUAAAUCUUUCUUUAACUUAUUAAAAAAUGUAGACUUUUAAGCUUCAAUCUUAUCAGUAAUAAAAGGGAACUUAAUUCAUAAAGGUACUUGAUACAGUUAUACAUUUUCCAUUUACAAAAAGAAGACAAUUCUAUAUGUUAAAUGUUAAAUGAAACCUAUAUUGUAAAAUGUAUUUUAUUUUAGCUCCAAGAAUGUUAUUUUAUUUUAGCAAAUAGAACUCAAUGCAGUGCAUUGAUUAUUACUGUGUACCUUGUCCUCCGUUCUUGCUCUGAUGCCUGGAAAAUAUUGACCGCAAAUGCAGUAUUAUCUUGACAUACCUCUGUCUUGAUCAGUGAUUCUCAAUGACGUUUCAUCCAUCACCUGUGUCCCUGCUUUUCAUAGUUUUUGCUCCUCAGCACCAGUAUUCUGCUAUGACCUGGUGUAUGUUUAUAGUGACUAUAAGAUGCUCUAAAACAUCCACAAAUUUCUUUCCAUAAAAUGUUGUGAUGCCCCAAAGGAUGUUAUGACCUUUCCAUGUUGUGUGUGUCCUAGAACAUGCAGAAUGUGUCAUUUUUACGUAGAGUGAUUUGAAGACACUGGAUGCAUCUGGGCCACAUUAAUAAAAGCUAGCACUUUUCCUCCUUUUUAUUUUCAGUCGCCCCCUUCAGAUUUAUAUGUCAAUGGAAAGUUUGAAAUUUUUUUUUACCACAUUUCUGUACUGAUGAGGUGAACCUGCAGGAUCAUUUUUGACUCUUUUUUCUUUGCUUUUGUUUUAUAAACAUAUUUUUACUGUCACAAAUGAAAAAGAUUCUUUUAUACCAAAUAUUUGUUUCUCCUAGAUAAAAGUUGCUCUGUAUGGAAAAUAAUUUAAUAUGGUUUUAUUACCAGAGUCUCAUCCUAUUGGUUAUAUAUAUCUUAGUGUGAGCCUUUCACACCAAGAUUUCUAUAUUUUGUAACAUAAGUGAAAUAUUUGAAACAUCAAAAAGUGUAAAUCUUUUUAAUCCAGUUGCAAUGUUUUCUGCUUAUUGCUGGCGAUGGUCCAUGCACUGACUGGCAAGUCUUGAUUUGGAGUCUCAGAAGAGAACCACUGUGUUAAGUGGAGGGAGAAGAGAGCAGAGGGCUUCCUGGCACCUCCCCAGGCCCUGCAGAUGCAGUCUUGGCAUCCGGAACUGCUCCUUGUGAUCGGCAUUUCUCACAACUAUAUGGGUUUUUGUUGUAGCUUCUGUACUUCUUGAUACUGUCAAAAAUUAUCUGGAAAUGGUUUUAUUUUGUGAAGUGAAUGAUACUUUGUAAUUUAUGACAGUGUAAAUGGAAGAAAAAGCAUUCCAUGUAUUAAAUGCUUCUGUCUAUCA
Messenger RNA from Nannospalax galili (Upper Galilee mountains blind mole rat), 3374 nucleotides. It is a transcript of the gene Chn2, whose product is annotated as chimerin 2. NCBI's taxonomy places the organism in Eukaryota, Metazoa, Chordata, Mammalia, Rodentia, Spalacidae. The transcript is spliced from 13 exons. Gene Ontology annotation, molecular function: GTPase activator activity. The coding region runs from base 412 to 1818 and encodes 468 amino acids. Gene Ontology annotation, biological process: signal transduction; regulation of small GTPase mediated signal transduction; positive regulation of GTPase activity. The record is from RefSeq and is a predicted model, not a curated record.